This is a messenger RNA of Dendrobium catenatum, 516 nucleotides long. Its product is annotated as LYR motif-containing protein 4. Bases 38 to 328 code for a protein of 96 amino acids. The transcript has 2 exons. Gene Ontology annotation, biological process: iron-sulfur cluster assembly. The record is from RefSeq and is a predicted model, not a curated record. NCBI's taxonomy places the organism in Eukaryota, Viridiplantae, Streptophyta, Magnoliopsida, Asparagales, Orchidaceae.
UUUAGGAAGUAUAGGACGAUUCUCCCCAACUUCAGCCAUGGCGGCAUCGGCUUCAGCGAUGGUGGUUGCGUCGAGAGCCGAAUUGCUAAGUCUAUUUCGGUCGCUUCUUCGCACUGCUUCCAAGUUCUCCGACUUCAACAUCAGGGAGUACGCGAGGAGAAGGACAAUCGAUGGCUUCCGCGAGAAUCGCCACCUCUCCGAUCCGGCCUCCGUCGCCGCUGCCUUCGCUGACGGCAAUUCACAGCUCGACAUCGCAAGGAGGCAAGUGCUGUUAUACUCCCUUUACGCACCCAAUGUUAAGAGCGUCAUGGAAAUCAAGUACAAGUGAAUGUUAAACCCUUUGAGGUAAACGACAGAAAUUUAUGGAGGAAAAAAAAUAGGUCAGAAUAUCCUGAUAUAAUUUGUAUUAGAAUGGAGUUUAUCAUUAUUAAGAUUAGUGCAAUACAAAUUAUUUUUAUUAGCACUGAAUCUCAAAACAUAUCUAAUGAUUUUGAAGUUUAUCCUAAUACAAUUUAA